AUGGAGGAGCCCGUGAGAAAGAACUACAGCGAGAGGGGCGGUAAGGCCCAAAAAGUGAUAAGAAACUUUGGGGCUCAGACACAGACAGGAGAAAAGGGCAAGGGAACUUACCCUAAGUGUGAUAAGUACAAUAAUCACCAUGGCGGGAGAUGCAUCAUCUGUCUCAGAUGCAACAAAGGAUGUCAUUUCGCUAAAGAUUGCAGGAGCGGAGGGAGACGAACAUGCCACGAGUGCGGAAGUCUGGAUCACUUCAGGAAUGCAUGCCCGAUACUGAACCGAGGGCCAGUUACUAACCCAGCACGACCAGUCAACCACGGAAAUCAAGGAGGCCAAGCACGAGGUCGAGCGUUUGAGAUUGGGGUAGAAGAAUCCAGGCAAGACCCGAACGUGGUCACAGGUACAUUCCUCCUGAACAAUCAUUACGUAUCUAUAUUAUUUGAUUCUGGAGCAGAUUGGAGCUUCGUGUCACUAGAAUUUAGACCAAAGAUUAGUUUAAAGUCACAAAAGCUGAAAGAAGAUUUUGUUAUCGAGUUUGCUAAUGGGCAGGAAGUUAGGACUAAAGACGUAAUCAUGAAUUAUACCUUACGUUUAGCCGAACAAAACUUUAGCAUAGACCUUACUCCAAUCAGAUUAGGAAGCUUUGAUGUAGUUAUGGGUAUGGAUUGGCUAUCCAAAAAUCGAUCUGAGAUAUGUUGUUCCAAGAAGACCAUUCGAAUUCUAAAAGGAAGUGAAACGCUCGUGGUGCACGGAGAGAAGUCCCUGAGAAAUUUCAAGUUAGUGACAUGUAUGAAGAUGCGGAAAUACUUGAAAAAGGAAUAUGUUACGUUUAUGGCCCACAUUGUGGAUAAGGGAAUCAAAGAGAAACGCAUCCAGGAUUUUCCCAUAGUUCAGGAUUUUCCCAAGGUAUUUCCUGAUGAGCUGCCAGGAUUACCCCCGUUACGGCAAGUCGAAUUCCACAUUGACUUAAUUCCUGGAGCAGCGCCCGUGGCCAAAUCACCUUAUCAUUUGGCACCAUCGGAAAUGAAAGAAUUGUCAGAACAACUUAAGGAGCUACUCGACAAAGGAUUCAUCACACCCAACUCUUCACCCUGGGGAGCUCCAAUCGAUCUUCGAUCCGGAUACCAUCCAAUGAGGGUUCGUGAGGUAGAUAUUCCUAAGACGGCGUUCAAGACUCGUUAUGGUCAUUAUGAGUUCUUAGUUAUGCCCUUUGGGUUAAUUAACGCACCGGCAGUCUUCAUGGAUUUAAUGAAUAGAGUAUGUAGGACAUAUUUGGAUAACUUCGUGAUUGUAUUCAUAGAUGACAUACUAAUCUAUUCGCAAAACAAGGAGGAGCAUGAGCAGCUCUUAAAGUUGAUACUUGAGCUGUUAAGGGAUCAGAAAUUGUAUGCCAAGUUCUCCAAAUGCGAAUUUUGGAUUCGUGAGGUGCACUUCCUUGGUCAUAUGGUAAAUGAGAAUGGAAUUCAUGUUGAUCCAGCCAAAGUUGAGGCUAUAAAAAGCCCCAAGGACCCCGACAGAAAUUCGCCAAUUUCUCGGCUUAGCAGGUUACUAUCGCCGUUUUAUUUCAAAUUUCUCCAAGAUCGCACAACCACUGACGACAUUAACCCACAUGGAUAA
Cynara cardunculus var. scolymus (artichoke) is the source of this 1614-nucleotide messenger RNA. RefSeq lists its product as uncharacterized. The record is from RefSeq and is a predicted model, not a curated record. Lineage: Eukaryota; Viridiplantae; Streptophyta; Magnoliopsida; Asterales; Asteraceae. Gene Ontology annotation, biological process: proteolysis. Gene Ontology annotation, molecular function: nucleic acid binding; aspartic-type endopeptidase activity; zinc ion binding. The transcript is spliced from 2 exons. The coding region runs from base 1 to 1614 and encodes 537 amino acids.